GCAAAGCAUUGUGGGAUUGUAAACCGGCUAAAAGCUUCUCGAAAGAACCGCAAAGAUGAUGCCCACACCGGUUAUCCUGCUGAAGGAGGGGACAGACACAUCGCAGGGCAUUCCCCAGCUCGUCAGCAACAUCAAUGCCUGCCAGGUGAUUGCUGAGGCUGUCCGGACCACCCUGGGUCCCCGGGGGAUGGACAAACUGAUGGUGGACAACAGGGGCAAGGCCACGAUUUCCAACGACGGCGCCACCAUUCUGAAGCUCCUCGACGUCGUCCACCCUGCAGCCAAGACUCUGGUGGACAUCGCUCGCUCCCAGGACGCCGAGGUCGGAGACGGCACCACGUCCGUCACCCUCCUGUCCGCAGAGUUCCUGAAGCAGCUGAAGCCGUACGUGGAGGAGGGCCUCCACCCUCAGACCAUCAUCAGAGCCUUCCGCACAGCCACCAACCUCGCCGUCAGCAAGAUCAAGGAAAUCGCCGUCUCUGUGAAGAAGGACGACAAGCAAGAGCAGAGGCAGCUGCUGGAGAAAUGUGCCGCCACAGCGCUGAACUCCAAGCUGAUCGCCGGGCAGAAGGAGUUCUUCUCCAAAAUGGUGGUGGACGCUGUCGUUUCUCUGGACGAGCUGAUGUCUCUGAAGAUGAUCGGCAUUAAGAAGGUCCAGGGAGGAGCCCUCGAGGAAUCCCAGCUGAUCGACGGGGUUGCCUUCAAGAAAACCUUCUCCUACGCCGGCUUUGAAAUGCAACCUAAACGCUACGACAACCCAAAGAUCGCUCUGCUGAACGUGGAGCUGGAGCUGAAGGCAGAGAAGGACAACGCCGAAGUCCGUGUGAAAUCAGUGGAGGACUACCAGGCCAUCGUGGAUGCAGAGUGGAACAUCCUGUACGACAAACUGGAGAAGAUCUAUCGUUCAGGAGCCAAGGUGGUUUUGUCCAAGUUGCCCAUCGGGGAUGUGGCCACCCAGUACUUUGCCGACAGGGACCUGUUCUGUGCCGGCCGGGUGCAGGAGGAGGAUCUGAAAAGGACCAUGAUGGCCUGUGGAGGCUCCAUCCAGACGUCUGUAGGAGCUCUGACGGAUGAUGUCCUGGGACAGUGUGAGCUGUUUGAAGAGGUCCAGGUGGGAGGAGACAGGUACAACUUGUUUAAAGGCUGCCCCAAGGCGAAGACGUGCACCAUCAUCCUGAGAGGCGGAGCCGAGCAGUUCACCGAAGAGACGGAGCGAUCGCUGCACGAUGCCAUCAUGAUUGUCCGCAGAGCCAUCAAGAACGACUCCAUCGUGGCAGGAGGCGGGGCCAUUGAGAUGGAGCUGUCCAAGUACCUGCGGGAUUACUCCAGGACCAUCCCUGGAAAGCAGCAGCUGCUGAUCGGAGCGUACGCCAAGGCCCUGGAGAUCAUCCCCCGACAGCUGUGCGACAACGCCGGCUUCGACGCCACAAACAUCCUGAACAAGCUGCGCGCCAAACACGCUCAGGGCGGCGUUUGGUACGGCGUGGACAUCAACAACGAGGACAUCGCCGACAACUUCACCGCCUGCGUGUGGGAGCCGUCGAUCGUGAGGAUCAACGCCCUGACGGCGGCGUCGGAGGCCGCCUGCCUCAUCCUGUCUGUGGACGAGACGAUCAAGAACCCCCGCAGCAGCAUGGAUGGACCUCCAGGGGGCGCCGGCAGGGGGAGAGGGAGACCACACGCCCACUAACCGCAAGAAUACACCACCCCCCAUUUUAAAACGGUAAAAAAUCCAAACGCAGAUCGCAGCGGAUGGGUUGCCUUAAGAUUUCUUCAUGUUCAUCUGCGUUUGGAUUUGAAUUCUGCGUAAAAUGAGUCGCCAGUCGCAAAUGUGGCAAAUGGCUGAAAAAAAAGGAGACGUUCGUUAGAUUCUGUGGACUUUUUGACGUUUCGUGUUUUGUUUUUCCAUUUGCAUCUUUGACCCGGUAAAUAAAACAUUUCAAGCAUCUGCUCUCCUGCAGUCCACCUUCCUGAGUAAAACAGGCAUGGAUUAAAAAAAAACCCAGUACAAACAGCAGCUCCCCGUUUAAUUUUGUGACUCAGCCGCCACCUUCAGGCCAGCUUAGCCUCUGAGACCCGAUGGUACCCGUCAGAAACGUCUUGCCUGGUUUUGUUUUGAAGCACUGAAAAGAUGUCGAGCAGUUUGGGCGUGUUUAUUGGCGGUGCAGUGUGAAGUUAUUUAUUGGGCCACUCAUCAAUAAACUCACAGCUGAAUGA
Messenger RNA from Nematolebias whitei (Rio pearlfish), 2217 nucleotides. RefSeq names its product chaperonin containing TCP1, subunit 7 (eta) (gene cct7). Gene Ontology annotation, cellular component: chaperonin-containing T-complex. The record is from RefSeq and is a predicted model, not a curated record. NCBI's taxonomy places the organism in Eukaryota, Metazoa, Chordata, Actinopteri, Cyprinodontiformes, Rivulidae. Gene Ontology annotation, biological process: protein folding. The coding region runs from base 56 to 1690 and encodes 544 amino acids. Gene Ontology annotation, molecular function: ATP hydrolysis activity; ATP binding; ATP-dependent protein folding chaperone. The transcript has 12 exons.